AUGAGCGCUUUGGGUUCGGGCGAAGAUGCCUUUCGCCCUUCUCUAUUCGAAAUAGUUGCCCAGGAGAAGCUCCGGGAACUAUUGCAACCAGCAGUCCAGUACCUAUUGGCUAUCUAUGCACAACGCUACCCACGUUUACUUAUUCGGGUAGUUAACAACCACGAGGAGUUCUAUUCCGUUCUCAUGUUCUUCAUUGAGCGCCAUUACCUUAAGGAAUGGGGCGCCUCAUUUGCAGAAAAUUUUUAUGGACUUAAGAGAGUAUCCUCUGCUCACCUCGCCAGUCGACCUAAGUUUUCUUCGGUGGGACCCGAAACCACACCCCCUCUAUCUUCAAAGGAGAUCCAACGAUCUCUCUUGAUUCUGGUUGGUUUACCUUAUAUCAAAUGCCGCCUUGACUUAUUCUAUCAGCGCAUAUCGGGUGGACCUUCGGCCUCUCUUUUGGGAGACAAUGAACAAGAAGAGCGAGAACGAGAACAACUCGCCGAUUCUACGACUCCUUUUGCCCGCAUACUAGUUAUCCGUCUAACACGCUUAUUCCGCAAAGUGUAUCCCUACAUUAAUGCACUUUACUAUGGAUCUAAUCUUGUGUAUAACAUUGGAUAUAUGUUUGGUAAAACGGACUAUUAUUCGCCGUGGUUCCAUCUCAUUGGUCUUCAGGUUAAACGUAUGAGCAUGUCAGAUUAUGCAGCUACAUCAGGGCAGGCCAAGGCGCCAUUUUCUCUAUUUAAGAAACCGUGGAAAGCAUUCCCGAUGGUCUUCGGGAAACUGAUAGAAUUCCUAAAGGUGCUAUUGCCCAUGUCAAUCUUCUUCUUCAAGUUCCUUGAGUGGUGGUACUCUUCCGAAUUUGCACGUGGCGGUGGGGUCCAAGAAGAGUCCAAGGCCACUAUCCCUCCACCCAAAAAUACUAAAGCAAGUAGUACCUGUCCUGAUCCAAGAGGUGUUCCUUUACCAUCUACACCCAACACAUGUCCUGUGUGUCUGAGUCAGCCCAUUCCUAACCCAACCGCCCUCCCUUCAGGCUAUGUGUUCUGCUACACAUGCGCCUACCAUUACGUAGAAGAACACAAUCGAUGCCCAGUAACCUGGCAAAGAACACCUCAAGGUGUCCAGGAUCUUACAAAGGUGUAUGCUGACAACUUGUAG
Phycomyces blakesleeanus NRRL 1555(-) is the source of this 1143-nucleotide messenger RNA. RefSeq lists its product as hypothetical. Gene Ontology annotation, biological process: protein monoubiquitination; protein import into peroxisome matrix. The coding region runs from base 1 to 1143 and encodes 380 amino acids. The transcript has 5 exons. Gene Ontology annotation, molecular function: zinc ion binding; ubiquitin-protein transferase activity; protein binding. The record is from RefSeq and is a predicted model, not a curated record. Lineage: Eukaryota; Fungi; Mucoromycota; Mucoromycetes; Mucorales; Phycomycetaceae. Gene Ontology annotation, cellular component: peroxisomal importomer complex; peroxisomal membrane.